GGUGGCUUCGACGAUAAUUUAGUCUGGCCCGUCGCCAUUCUUCAGACUCCAUCCAUUGAUCUGGCAUUUUUGCGCGAUGAGGGAAGUGAGCGCCCAGGUUUCCGCAGAAAAGUCUAAAGCCGAAAGGCGCCAUCUCCAUCAUGAGGCCGACGUCGUCAUCAUCGGCGGCGGAGUGGUGGGAUGCGCCAUUGCUGUCGCCUUGGGCCGACAGGGACGCAGCGUCAUUCUGCUUGAGCGAAGUCUGAAGGAGCCGGACCGGAUUGUUGGCGAGUUGUUGCAGCCUGGAGGCUGUGAGGCGCUGAGAAAGCUUGGCAUGGAAGAUUGUCUUGAGGGCAUCGAUGCGGCGACGGUGAAGGGCUACCAAGUCAUUUAUCACGGUGCAGGCGUCCACAUUCCUUACCCGCCCAAUGCCGAACAAAAUACGAAAGAGAAUGCCGAGGGCCGAGCUUUUCACCAUGGCCGCUUCAUCCAGAAACUGCGAGAGGCUGUCAAAAGAACGCCGAACGUCACGAUCUUUGAAACAACGGCGACUGAUCUGGUCCGAAACGGCUGGACAGGUCAGGUCCUCGGUGUUGAGGCGCAAACACAGGGCCAAAAGGACUACUACUUUGGUCACCUUACAGUCGUCGCGGACGGAUAUGCCUCCAAAUUUCGGAAAGGGAAUCUUCAAAACCAGCCAAUUGUCAAAUCAAAGUUCUUUGCUCUUGAGCUUAUCGAUGCUGAUAUGCCAAACCCCGGACACGGUCAUGUCGUUAUCAGCGAUAACCCACCUGUAUUGCUCUAUCAAAUCGGCUCACACGAGACUCGAGCCUUGAUCGAUAUUCCUGAGAAUCUUCCCUCAGCAUCCGUUAAGAACGGCGGAGUAAAGGGGCACCUCCGAAACGUUGUCAUCCACGAUCUGCCCAAAUCGGUUCAGCCGUCUUUUGAGAAAGCUCUUGACAAUGGCUCAUUGCGGUCCAUGCCCAAUUCAUUCCUUCCUCCGACUACCAACAAAGUACCCGGACUUCUGAUUGUUGGCGAUGCCUUAAACAUGCGACAUCCUUUGACUGGCGGAGGAAUGACGGUUGCAUUCAAUGAUGCAGUAUUAUUGGCAGAAUUGCUGAGCCCUGAGAACGUACCGCACUUUGGCGACACGGGACUCAUUCUCAAGCAACUUUCAACAUUUCAUUGGCGCCGGAAACAUACAUCCUCAGUGAUUAAUAUUUUGGCGAUGGCGCUUUAUGCGUUAUUUGCUGCGAAUGAUCCGCAAUUGAAGGUUCUCCAGUUGGGUUGUUUCCGUUACUUUUGCAGGGGUGGCCCAUACGUUGAUGAGCCUGUCGGCCUCCUGGCCGGUAUCAUUCACCAUCCGCUCAUACUUUUCUACCAUUUCUUCGCCGUUGCUUUCUAUUCGAUAUGGAUUCUUCUGUCCAACUCCAAGGCUUCCCAUUUGCCAAUUGCAAUACUGCAGAGUUUUGCGGUUUUCUACAAAGCUUGUGUCGUCAUUUUCCCUUUUAUCUUUGCUGAAUUGAGGCGAUAGUUUUCGUCGCGCUCUGCUGAGAAGCGUGCAACAUCGUAUUGGCCACGGCAACGGCAUUGGAUGCGGCGUCUAUAUUAUUGUCAUAUUAUUUUUACUGUAUAUUAUAAUUUUCUUUCUUAUUUCACGAUGGACUUGAUUUUCCUACAUAGAUCUGUUGGUGCGUUUACUCCAUUUCUCAAGUCGAUACCUGGUUCACAUCCCUAUGCG
This is a messenger RNA of Xylona heveae TC161, 1723 nucleotides long. RefSeq names its product SE-domain-containing protein. Gene Ontology annotation, molecular function: flavin adenine dinucleotide binding; squalene monooxygenase activity. The transcript is spliced from 4 exons. The record is from RefSeq and is a predicted model, not a curated record. Bases 77 to 1516 code for a protein of 479 amino acids. Gene Ontology annotation, biological process: ergosterol biosynthetic process. Gene Ontology annotation, cellular component: endoplasmic reticulum; membrane. Lineage: Eukaryota; Fungi; Ascomycota; Xylonomycetes; Xylonales; Xylonaceae.